GGCGGUGGGAAGAUGUGUCGAGCGUGGGUGUACAGGAAACGGAGGAGAUGUAGGCGAGGACAGCAUCAAUGCUGGAGGAAGUGAAUCCAUGUGCUUUGAAGAAGGAGAACAUCUCUGAUGUCCUGGAAAAGGAAGCCUCAUUCUGGGAACAGCUGUGGCAGAGACAAAGGAACUGCGAAAAGGGAAUAGCAUUUUUACAGGAGACAGGGUGGGAAGAGGUAUAGUCAAGACAGCUGUGGGAAUCAGUAUGUUUACAAAAGUUGUAGAACAACAGUUUGUCUCCAGAGAUUGUAAAAGGGGAAGGUAAUACCAGUAAUGGACACAGUGAAUUCAAGGGCAGGGUUAAAGAUGUAUUGAUUAAUUUGUAAGUGGACAGCAAGCAACUGACUAAAAUAGCACCUUGAGCACCAACCAUAUAAAAGGAAGAGUUAAAUCUUGGCCAUCAAAGGGAAAUCAUAAUAAAAGUUUAAGAUAACAUUUAUCUUAACAAAAUAUUCUUUGGAUAAGCAGGGGGCAUAAGAGCAAAAUAGCCUAAAUAAAUAGAGAAAUUAACCAUUGAACAAAUCUGAUUUGCAUAAAGUAUCUAAUAUACAUAAAUAUCGAUCAGUUACAGAAAAUUAAUCUAUUGUUAGCUAAUUAAUAAUGGAUGCCCUGAUUCUGUUAGCUCUAGGUUUAACUGAACCACUUAACCAAAUGUGGCAUCAAGGAGCCCUAGUAAAACUGAAAUCAAUGAAUAUUUGAGGAAAACAUUUUAAUAACUAUAAUUGCACGAAGCUAGUGGGUGUUGGAGGCCAGUCACGAAAUCUUAGGCAAAGUGCCUCGGGACACUAUUUUAGGCACAGCCAUUCUUAGCUUCAUUGUAGCUUCCCUUCAUCGAAGUCUGCAGGGUGGGCAUUUGAUGAUGCAUGGCAACGAUCAGUUCCGUACAGAGCACCUCAAACAAAGAAGCAGAAAAUACCCGAUGAUGUUCAGGAUUGGGCUGAUGGUGACAUUUACACCAGGCGCUUGUUAGGGAAUGAAAGUUUGUAGGAGCAUACAAAACAGUUGAGUCCAUAAUCAGAUAUUAAGCGGCGGAACAGUCCCCUAUGGCCUGUUCCGGCAUCGAUUUCUCACGCACCUAUGUACUCGAGAACUCGCAGCACCUCCAGUCCAGUUACGCCAUGGCACUUAUCCGCCAAUAAGUGCAUUCCCUUGGGGAGGAGUGACAGCGAUAGUUGGAGCGGGUGGGGGCAUUAAUAUUACAACCUGGGCCAGUGCAAGGUUGUACACGGUUACCACAUCAUUUCUGCCUUCACGCAAACCCUGUUCUCACCGCUCCCUGUUGAUCCUCCCAACCUGGAGGCGCCAGUCCGACGUUGAGCGAACGAGGAUUGGUUGUGCCCGUCACUUCAUCAUAAUUCACUUCAUCUUUCAGGUCAAAAGUCGAUCAUGCGCCGUCAAAUGCGGAAGAGGUAUUAAACGCUGAGUAGAGCCUCAACGCUGAAACUUGGCGGAAGGAAUGUUUGAAAUUAAGAAGAUCUGUUGUAUUGGAGCUGGAUAUGUUGGGGGUCCAACAUGCAGUGUUAUUGCUCACAUGUGUCCCGAGAUUCACAUUACGGUUGUAGAUGUUAACCAAGCAAGAAUAGAAGCCUGGAACUCAAAUACACUUCCAAUUUAUGAGCCUGGUUUAAAGGAAGUGGUAGAGUCAUGCAGAGGGAAGAACCUUUUUUUCUCAGCUGACAUCGAUACUGCCAUUCAAGAAUCUGACCUUAUAUUUAUUUCGGUAAACACACCCACAAAAGUUUAUGGAAUGGGAAAAGGUCGGGCUGCAGAUCUGAAAUAUAUUGAAUCCUGUGCGCGAAGGAUCGUAGCAGUGUCAAACGGGUACAAAAUAGUCACUGAGAAAAGCACUGUGCCUGUGCGAGCUGCUGAGAGUAUUCGCAGAAUAUUCCAGUCAAACACAAAGCCAGAUCUAACUCUUCAGGUACUAUCGAACCCAGAAUUUCUGGCCGAAGGGACAGCUAUUAGCAAUCUGAUGAACCCAGACCGUGUGCUGAUUGGUGGUGAUGAGACGCCCGAAGGUCAGGAGGCGAUUCAGGCGCUUUGUGCGGUGUAUGAGCGCUGGGUACCAAGAAGCAAAAUCAUCACAACUAACACGUGGUCCUCGGAACUUUCCAAGCUGGCAUCCAAUGCAUUUCUUGCUCAGCGAAUAAGCAGUAUUAACUCAAUCAGUGCUCUGUGUGAGGCAACUGGUGCUGAUGUUGAGGAAGUUGCUCGUGCUGUGGGCAUGGAUCACAGAAUUGGAAGCAAAUUUCUCAAAGCCAGUGUUGGAUUUGGAGGGAGCUGUUUCCAGAAAGAUGUUCUAAACCUCGUGUAUUUAUGUGAAGCAUUAAACUUACCUGAAGUGGCCCAAUACUGGCAGCAGGUGAUUGACAUGAAUGAUUACCAACGGAGAAGGUUUGCUUCCCGAAUUAUUGACUGUCUCUUCAAUACUGCCACAGAUAAAAAGAUAGCCCUUUUAGGCUUUGCUUUCAAAAAAGACACUGGUGACACACGGGAGAGUUCCAGUAUCUACAUUAGCAAGUACCUAUUGGAUGAAGGUGCAAAUCUUCACAUCUUUGACCCCAAGGUUCUUAAAGAACAGAUCAUUCGUGACCUGUCACAUCCCAACAUAACUCAGGAUAACUCUGGUCAAGUCUCUCGCUUGGUCACAAUCUGCAAUGAUGCAUAUGAAGCCUGUGACAAAGCUCACGCCAUUGUCAUCUGUACUGAGUGGGAUGAGUUCAAGCUGCUGGAUUAUGAACUCAUUCAUAAGAACAUGCUAAAGCCAGCUUUUAUCUUUGAUGGCAGGCGUGUUCUAGAUGAUCUACAUCCAAAACUUCAGAAACUAGGAUUCCAGGUGGAGACCAUUGGCAAAAAGGUCACAGUUCAGAGGAUUCCUUUCACACCCACGGCUGAAGUCCCUAAGUUCAGUCUACAGGAACCUCCACCGAAGAAAGUCAAGUUGUAAAUUCAGAGAAAUAUGCUGAUUUGUCUUUUUAUGAGUAAUUUGUCUUGUAUACAUAUAGGAUAAAUGUUAAACUUUAUUUUUAAAAUGAGAUUUUAAUAAAACAAAAUACAAGAAACUAUUAAAAGACAAACACUAGCUAGUAUAUUUUUACCCUGAUUGUAGAUUUAUACUGACUGGACUGAUGUUUUCCUUCCUAUAACUUUUCUUCUCUCUAAAGUUGCUGAUUUGCAGGUGCUACCUACUUCAUCCUAAUUCUUUGGCAGACAUUUCCAGCAGGCUGAUUCCAUAUAUUUACACUUUCCAGCACGAACACUUGAAUUUUCUCUCUUUCCUCAUCCAGGGAUUCUAAGGAAUGUAGUGCCCUUACUGCCAUUAUAUAAACAGAAAAUGCUGGAAAUGCUAAGUCGGUCAGGAGGAUUCCCAAAUUAAUACCCCCUCUCUCUGCUUCUUGUAGGGAUUGCUCUCUCCAUGAUUCCCUUGUCCAUCCACCCCUGCCCACUAAUCUCCUUCCUGACAUUUAUCCCUGCAAGCGGCCAAAGUGCUACACCUGCCCAUUCACCUCCUCUCUCGCCCCCAUUCACCUCCUCUCUCACCCCCAUUCACCUCCUCUCUCACCCCCAUUCAUCCCCAUUCACCUCCCCCUCACCCCCAUUCACCUCUCUCACCUUCAUUCACCUCCCCCUCACCCCCAUUCACCUCUCUCACCUUCAUUCACCUCCCCCUCACCCCCAUUCACCUCUCUCACCUUCAUUCACCUCCUCUCUCACCCCCAUUCAUCUCCUCUGUCACCUCCAUUUAAGGCCUCAAAUAGUCUGUCCAGGUGAGGCAACACUUCACCUGCAGAUCUGCUGGGAUCAUCUGUUGUGUCCGGUCCGGUGCUCCCGAUGCGGCCUCCACUGGUGAGUCCAGUUGUAAAUUGGAGGACCGCUUCAUCGAGCACCUCCAUUCCAUCUGCCGAAAGCGGAACUUCCCAGUGACCAAACAUUUUAAUUCCGAUUCCCGUUCUGAUGUGUUGGUCCAUGACCUCUUAUCGUACCACAAUGAGGCCACCCUCAGGGUGAAGAAGCAUUACUUUAUAUUCCAUCUGGGUAGGCCCCAACCUGAUGGCAUGAAUAUCAAUUUCUCCUUCUGGUAAAGAAAUGUUUCCCUCCCCCUCUCUGGCCUCUUACCUCUUCUCAACUGCCUUUCACCUCCCUCUGGGUCCACUCUCCUCUCCUAUCAGAUUGCUUCAUCUCCAGCCCUUUACCUUUCCCACAACCCGGCUUCACCUAUCACUUUCUAGCUUUCUUCUUUCCCUCCUGCCACUUCUCAAUUCUGUUAUUUUCCCCUUCCUUUCCAGUCCUGAAGAAGGGUCUCAGCCCGAAAUGCCGACUGUUUAUUCAUUUCCACGAUGCACCCUGACCUGCUGAGUUCCUCCAGCAUUUUGUGUGAGUUAUCCUGGAAAGGAAAUGCAGUGAGUUAAACCACAAUCGGAAAGCAGAUUAAAUUUUAAAUCAAACAAGCAGGAAGAUGGUCAGCAGGCUGGGCAACAUUUCCAUAGAUGCUGGCCUUCCUGUUUUUAUUUCAGUUUCACCAUUUGUAGUUUACAGCAACCUGGACUGAAAUCAAAUGAUUCACACAUGGAGCUUCCCAGCCUAUAUGAUGCCACAGUACCAAAUUAACCCAUCAUUUGUGUAACACUUAAUGUGUAAUUAGUCUUGUUAAAUCCUGAAUGUAAUACUUACUUUAAAGUUGCCAUCUUGUCCAUAAUGUAAACACAACUUUGGAUAUUUUAAAUGAUUUCAGAAUUCGAGUUAGAAAUCGGAGAAAGGCUAGUGAUGACAUCUCUAAAAUCUGAAUUAAUACUACACAGACUCAGAUUGUGGUUUGAUUAAGUGGUAGCAAUCACCAACCUGUUUACUGAAUUGGCCAAUAUAGGGUGUGAGAUAAAUACAAUGAAUGGAUUCAUUAGAUAAACAUCACAGCCAUGCUCUAAACACCUAAACAUGGAGAAAUGGUUUAAAAGUCAGCCUUUUUCUCAUUUUUAAAGCAGCUUUUAAACCAUAACUUUGUAUUUGAGUGUGGAAAACUGGAAUCGAUACUUUGUUGACAUCGGUAACUAGUCAUACAGAAUUUUCCACACGUGAUGAGACUCAGCCAUUUGGAACUAGUAUUUCAACAUCACCAGUCCCCAUGGUUAGCAUUCAGUUUAAAGAUCCAACCACACCAUUGAAACAAUUGUAUCAUUUGCUGACAGUUUUCACUGAGAGGAUCUUAUGAAGCCACUUUGUGUUUAACCUUGUUCAUCGGGAAUACAUUUAGAGGAAUGAAGCAGUAAUUUUAAAUGGAUAUAAAGCCAUGGCUAGCAGUUCAUGAUUUCCUGAUAGGCAGUUCCUGCCAUAAAGCCAUCUGUUGUGAGCACAUUUUGUAACAUUUUUCUCAUUGAUGGAAUAAUUCUGGGAAACCAGUUCUGUUUCAACUGAUGGGCACCCAGGGUACAAGAAUUUCUAUUAUGUGACAUUAAUUCACUCAAGAUAUAUGGAUUUGAGACUCUUCAAAAACAGAUUGUUGUAACAUUAAUCAGUAUUAUCACCUCUAAAUCAACAUUUAUAUGACUGUGAAAUGGUCAUAACAUUAAACUUCAUUAAAACGUCCUAAUAACUAUUUUCAUAUCCAAUGAUAGAAUUGUUUUGUUCAAUUCUUGCUAACAUGAAGGGUGUCAUUUGCAUGGAAAGUCCAUUUAUUAACUCUAACUUGAAGGAGAAUGGCUACAGAUGCUCAGCUGGGGACGUGUAAAUGCCAUUGUAGCAAAUAAAACAACUUUGAAU
Mobula hypostoma (lesser devil ray) is the source of this 5796-nucleotide messenger RNA. RefSeq names its product UDP-glucose 6-dehydrogenase (gene ugdh). The transcript has 12 exons. The record is from RefSeq and is a predicted model, not a curated record. Gene Ontology annotation, biological process: glycosaminoglycan biosynthetic process. Gene Ontology annotation, molecular function: NAD binding; UDP-glucose 6-dehydrogenase activity. Bases 1499 to 2989 code for a protein of 496 amino acids. NCBI's taxonomy places the organism in Eukaryota, Metazoa, Chordata, Chondrichthyes, Myliobatiformes, Myliobatidae. Gene Ontology annotation, cellular component: nucleus.